Messenger RNA from Stegostoma tigrinum, 6478 nucleotides. RefSeq names its product inner mitochondrial membrane peptidase subunit 2 (gene immp2l). Bases 113 to 658 code for a protein of 181 amino acids. Gene Ontology annotation, biological process: mitochondrial respiratory chain complex assembly. Gene Ontology annotation, cellular component: mitochondrial inner membrane peptidase complex; membrane. Gene Ontology annotation, molecular function: serine-type endopeptidase activity. The record is from RefSeq and is a predicted model, not a curated record. Lineage: Eukaryota; Metazoa; Chordata; Chondrichthyes; Orectolobiformes; Stegostomatidae. The transcript has 6 exons.
UGGGGAGAAGCGCAAGCCCAGUCCGGCCCGGCCCGGAGGAAGUGACGGCACCGUGCGGUACACGGGGUUUCCCGGGGGCGUGUGUCGGACUCGGGACUCGGUGAAAACGAUAAUGGCGCGUAGUUUUGGCAAGCGUUACCUCAAGGCAUUUGUUAGUGGUUUUUUUGUCGCUGUUCCUGUUACUGUGACAUUUCUGGAUCGUGUGGCAUACAUUGCAAGAGUGGAGGGUGCAUCAAUGCAGCCAUCAUUAAAUCCUCCAGGAAGAACCACAUGUGACAUUGUGCUUUUAAAUCGAUGGAGUGUGCGGAACUAUGAGGUACAACGUGGUGAUGUCAUCUCUCUGGUGUCACCCAAAAACCCAGAACAGAAAAUAAUCAAGCGAGUGAUUGCCGUUGAAGGAGAUAUCAUCAGAACUAUGGGAUAUAGGAAUAGAUUCAUAAAGAUUCCCAAUGGCCAUUUAUGGAUUGAAGGAGAUCAUCAUGGACACAGCUUUGACAGCAAUGCCUUUGGACCUGUUUCCCUUGGACUAGUUCAUGCCCGUGCUUCACAUAUCAUCUGGCCUCCCAGUCGUUGGAUGAAAUUACAAACUGAUCUCCCAGUGGAGCGAAGGCCUCUUUUGUCUGAGAGCGAUGAGUCUGCGGAUAAAACAUCCAUUUAGCAACCAAAUGGAGAAGGCAAGCUCCCAGCAUGAAAUUGAAUUGAUCCAGCAGCUGCUGUAAAAGGAAAACUGCAUUGUAUUGUUCUGUAGCGUUGUAUAUUCCAUGCACUGGGCUUUCCCAAGCCAUAAAUACUUCCCUUCAACUUUGCAAAAUUCACUAUUACACAGACUUUAUAGAAUUUUUGCCAUAAUUUUGAACUGUUUUUCUUAUAGAUUUUGAAUGUUUUCACUGCCUAUUGAGCCAAAUGUCUUACGAAUUUAGGAUGAAAUAUAAAUGAGAGUUAAUUCCAGUGGAGUCCUGGUAACACCAAAUGCAGUUUUGCCAACUCAGCCAUUGAUAUACCCUUGAUGUUAUUGAAAUGAUGACAGUCUAGAACUAAUCGAUUUGGGUGUGAAAAUUUCAUAUGAUCAGUUUGCCAGCGUAAGUGUGGACAAUUACAGUCAGCACUUUCCUCAUCCGAAACAAGGAAUCUGUCUCAAAUUCCAGGGAAAGUAAUUUAUAUAAAAUGUCAUUUGCAUAAUUGGACCAGACUAAGAUAAUCUUUCUUUAAAAGAGCAGGGUUCUGUAUCAUGCAAAAGGCCAAAUCAGUUUUAAACUUAUACACUCACACAGGACCCAUUCUAAUGAGAAACGGAUAAAUACUUCUAUGCUUAUAUUCUUGAGAAGGCCUCAAAAUUCAUCCAUCUGAAGUGGCAUUUUUUUCAUGGCAGUAUCCCUGAUGUAAACAAAAUAGAUGCAUGAUAUGUAAAGACCCUAUCAGAACUGAAGGCCCAGCCUGUAUCUGCAUGAAUUCUGGCAGCAUCAGGAUCAGACCCAAAUUCUCUCCUGGCCAUUAAAGAUAACUUCAAUCCACUACAGACCCAAGAAUAUCACGAUCUGGGACUUUUGGGAGGAUUUGAUUUCAGUGGCUUUUACAUAGAAAAUUUUUUCAUGCAUGAGUCCUAGCUCAAAACCCAACUUGGAAUGAACAUCACCACCUUCUCACCCUCUGCUGCUAAUGAAGCUCUAAUUUGAACUGAAUUUGUGCAAUUUUCAAUCCAGCCCUUCAUGGCUAUAGGUUUUUAACUCACAGUGGUCUGUAGUUUACUAUAAAUUAGCAUCCAUUUUGGCAUAUUAUAACAAGAUUUCAUAGUCAAGUGGGGAAAGUAGGAUGGUGCAGUUGGGACAGAAUUGAAGGAACUUUGCCUUCUUUGAAAUAUGCUGCUUUGAAACCUGGGAUUACUUAAUAUUGAAUUGAUACUGAGUAAUAAAAAGGAAUAGAUAUCCCAUCUCCCAGCACUGAAACUCCAACUUCCUACUCAAUUGCCACCACUACUUCUACCAUCACAAAGUAUAACACUGAAUAUUUUUAAUUUUUGUCACAUCAAAGUAGAUCUUAUCAGACUCCUCUGCAAUAUAAUAAAAUGUGAGGCUGGAUGAACACAGCAGGCCCAGCAGCAUCUCAGGAGCACAAAAGCUAUGCUGUGUUCAUCCAGCCUCACAUUUCAUUAUCUUGGAUUCUCCAGCAUCUGCUGUUCCCAUUAUCACUGAUACAAUUUCCACUGCAAUAUGUUUUCUUUUUCACUUUUUCCAGCAACUACUCCAUUCAAGGAAAGUGCUUCUUAAGGCCUUAGAAUUUUGUGGAAUUGAAGGUAAUAUGUUUGACUCAAAAAGACAAACAAAUAAGAAUGAGUCCUUGUAAUCUUUUAUCAAGAUAACCUAGAGCUUAAUUCUUCAAACUGAAACUCCCCUGUCCCAGCAGAUUUUGAAUGAUAGUAACAUUGAAGAGGAUGUGCAGGCUCCCAAGUCUUAACACGUUUUAAAAAUAACAGAUUUGUGGCACAGACAGAGGACAGCCAGCCCAUUACAUUCUGAGCUGUCUAAAAAUGAGUCAUCUAGCCUAAUUACACUAAUUAUUUCUCGAUCCGUAAUUACGUAGCUUGUGGUAUUUUAUGUAUUUUUAAAUGCAGUAAGAGUCUCUACCACCCUCCCAGACAAUGAGUUCCAGAUCUUCACCACCCUCUGGAUUCAAAGAAGGUCUUUUUAAACUUUUCCUCUCUGUCUAACAAUUAUUUUAAAUCUUUGUCCCUUCCCGUAUUUGACUUCCCAAUUAUGAGUUCUAGAGUCUGUCUAUCUACUACUAUUUUUGUAUCUCUAUUGCAUCUUUCCCCCAGCUUCCUCUGUUUCAAAGAAAAUAAUUCUAACCUUUUCAGUAUUUCCACAUAAUUAAAAUUCUUUGUUUCUGGCAACACAUUAUAAAUGUCUGUAUACCUACUCUGAAGAAUCUCAUCCUUCCUGUAAUAUGGUGACAAAAUCCCUGCAGUACUGUGUACAGUGUAGUCUAACUUGUUCUUGAUCAGAGUCGGUAUUUACAUAAUUUGAAGACUUGUUGAUUUUGCAUUACCUGUAUUUUAUGAGAGGUGAAUUCAAUUUAUGUUUCCAUUUUUAUUUCAAAUUCAAUGCAUCGUUGUCUAUUCACAGUGGUUCGACUAUAAAUCUAUGAGUUAUCAUGGCAAUCUUUCUUACAGAUUGGAAAGAUUCCAGGUUUGAUCCCUGUAGUCUCAGUUGAUGACAGCAGUGCAAAAUCAUUCUUAACAUCACCUAAGGAAAAAAAAGGUAAUCAAAGCAAUAGAAACCAGGAUUCCUUAUCGUCCAGCAACUCCCGCUGGAAGAUUGCAUGUUGGAUACAACUAACCAAAACCCGCUAUGGUGAUACUGUUGUGUUUCAUGCUAGGACCGGAAUUGCAAUUGUCCAAUAAAGAAGGUCAUACUUUAGACAUGUCAACACCGCUAAAUAUAAUUGUUUAUAAACAAGUUUGACUUAAGAAGUAAACCCUGUGGAAAGCCAGAGAAACCAUUAAAUGGUGUUUUUGCAUUACGUCAUAUAGAAGGAGUUACAUAGAGCGCUAUGAUUUUUUAAAAAUGUUGUUAUGUUCCUACUAAAACAGACAAACUAAGGAACAUGCACAAAAUCUCUUUUCCUUAUGAGAAAGCCAAGGCCAAUGCUGGUAAUUACAGUUCGGAUCAAUGUGAGAUCUUUACCUGUCAUAAAGUUUGCUGGGAAACAAAGUAUCUUUAUGUUAUAAUUGAUAUUAAGUCAUUUCUGGAAAUUUAAUUGUAAUUAAAGUGAUUAAUUGGUCUAAUGUUGAAUUGCCCUACUCAAGUGUUAUUCUAAUCCCAUUUUCCUACCUCUUUCAUUAAGCUGCUCACAGUCAAGGAGAAGUAGACGCAGUAUCACCAAUUCAUUCUGCAAUUAGGGAGUACAUUUACUUUAGGUUGAUCAUGGACUGGUUUAAAUUCUGGCCAUCAAACCAUCAUGUAUGGUAAUGAAUUAGCGUCCAAGGAAAAAAAAGUGUUAGAUUUACUUGUGGUCUUUUCAGAAAGUAGAAAAGUAAGAUUAACCAUUUAAAAGUUCCAGAUAAAGUUUCAUAAAUUAAUCUGAUAUUUAAAGUAUAUAUUCAAUUGUUUGAAAUUGUAAAAUUGAGGCAGAUCAAUUUUGAAAACCGAUGACAAUCAAAUGUAUUUUUGUUUGAAGAUGUAGUGUUGAAUAUAGAAGGAACUCAGCUUUUACUUUUUCCAGAGCUGUGAAAGAUACUGUGGCACUUACAGAUCCUAUAAAGUGCUUUGUAUCAUGAAGCUCAUGCAAAAUAAUGUUAUUUAUUAUCACCAACCUGUGGUAGGAAAUUUUGCAGUCAUACUUUGAUAUUUUUAGUACUCUUUUAAUGGUAUUUUUGAAAUAGUUGAUACUUCUUCUGUCGUAAUUUAUUGUUAUCAGAUCAUGAGCACACCAUUAGCAUAAUGAAAGUUUUCUUUUCUUUAAGUAUUGCUUAAAAUGUACACAUUUUGCAGAAGCUUUUCAUCUUGCACUCAUUAGAAUUCUAAUUCUGUUAGAAUUCUUUGAAGAGGUAACAAGUAUGUUAGACCAGGGAAACCCAGUAGAUGUUAUCUAUCUAGACUUCCAAAAGGCCUUUGAUACAGUGCCUCACGGGAGGCUGCUGAGCAAGGUGAGGGCCUAUGGUGUUUGAGGUGAGCUACUGGCUUGGAUUGAGGAUUGGCUGUCUGCCUUCUGUCAGAUCUGACAGAAGGCAGAGAGUUGGGAUAAAAGGCUCUUUUUCAGAAGGGCAACCGGUGACAAUGUGGUGUCCCGCAGGGUUCAGUGUUGGGGCCACAGCUGUUCACCUUAUAUAUUAAUGAUCUGGAUGAAGGGACUGGGGGCAUUCUGGCGAAGUUUGCCGAUGAUACAAAGAUAGGUGGACAGGCAGGUAGUACUGAGGAGGUGAGGAAGCUACAGAAAGAUUUCGACAGUUUAGGAGAGUGGCCCAGGAAAUGGCUGAUGAAAUUCAAUGUGAGUAAAUGUGAGGUUUUGCACUUUGGAAAAAAGAAUACAGGCAUGGACUAUUUUCUAAACGGUGAGAAAAUUUGCAAAUCAGAAGUGCAAAGGGAUCUGGGAGUGUGGGUCCAGGAUUCUCUAAAGGUUAACUUGCACGUAGAGUCCGUAAUUAAGAAAGCGAAUGUAAUGUUGUCGUUUAUCUCAAGAGGGUUGGAAUAUAAAAGCAGCGAUGUGCUUCUGAGGCUUUAUAAGGCUCUAGUUAGGCCCCAUUUAGAAUACUGUGUCCAAUUUUGGGCCCCACACCUCAGGAAAGACAUACUAGCCCUGGAGCAUGUCCAGCGGAGAUUUACACAGAUGAUCCCUGGAAUGGUAGGUUUAACGUAUGAUGAAUGGCUAAGGAUGCUGGGAUUGUACUCAUUAGAGUUUAGAAGCUUGAGGGGAGAUCUAAUAGAAACUUACAAGAUAAUGUAUGGUUUAGAAGGGGUGGACGCUAGGAAGUUGUUUGCGUUAGGCGGGGAGACUAGGACCCAUGGGCACAGCCUUAAAAUUAGAGGGGGUAAAUUUAAAACUGAAAUGAGAUGACAUUUCUUCAGGCAGUGAGUGGUGGGCUUGUGGAAUUCAUUGCUGCAGAGUGCAGUGGAGGCCGGGACGUUGGAUGCCUUCAAGACAGAGAUCGACAAAUUCCGAAAUGCCCAUCAGCCAUGAUUUAAAUGGCGGAGUGGACUUUGGGCCGAAUGGCCUUACUUCCACUCCUAUGUCUUAUGGUCUGAUGGUCUUAUGGUCAUUGGCGUAAUUCAUAAUAUCUCUGUUUUGCAGGUGGGACUGAAGGAAAAUAUGUACUGUAAGAGUGGAGAGUGUUGAUUGCUUGAACACUGAUUAGUAAGAAGUAUUGCCAUGGAAAAUAUACCAGCUAAUAGUGACCGACAAUUAAGUGCCAGACCUUGCUUUAAAGCACAUCAGUUCACUCUGAUUAGAUAAGUCAUUGUCCUGAGAAUGAACUGCCGAAUGAAAUGAAACAGGCACAGUACAUUUACAUGUUUGUUCUGUCUGUCCUAUGUAUUCCUAUACUCUGUAGCUUCAGUACACACCAAUGUAUGAUACUGCAAGCCUGACUAACAAAUUUUAAUCCAUAGUCAAUGCAAUACUUCACGUACUCAGAAUUAUCCAGCGGGAUAUAUCUGUCCUAUUUUUAAGUGCACAUACAUGAAAGUAACAAGAUAGUAAGUACUGCUGAUGAUGGAGUCAGAGAUAACACAGUGUGGAGCUGGAGGAACACAGUAGGCCAGGCAGCAUCAGAGGAGCAGGAAAGCUGACAUUUCAGGUAGGAACCCUUCAGAAAUGGGGCACCAUUUCUGAAAAAGGAUCUUGACCCAAAACAUCUGCUUUCCUGUCCUCUGAUGAUGCCUGGCUAUGAAAGUAAUGACUAGCAUACAAACGGUGAUCCGCAGGAUAUGCAAGAGGCAUUCGGUUCUGUUUACAACUGAAUCUUGAAGCACAUUGCAAUUUUUAG